UAUAUAACGUAUCGCUGGGCUUUGUUUUUUUUCCCAUAUAGAGGUCAAAGCGAAGCUCACACCUGCCAGAACAACUCUUUGAAAACAGAGAAGAACUAUCUACUAUCUUCUUCUUCUUCUUCUCUAGCGAGAGAGAGAGAGAGAGAGAGAGAGAGAGAGAGAGAGAUGGAGGGAAGAGAGAACAGCCAUCAUCCUCUGUUGAGAGGUGGCAGGAGUAGCAAGUUCAGCCAUGGCUUCUCCGCAGCUCAAAUCCGAUCACUUGCUGCCAUGUGUGAAGCUCUCAUACCUCCUCUGCCACUGGGCACCGAUGACCAAGCCCUUCACUCCUUCUACAAAGCUUCUGGGUCUGAGCCUCCUAUACCAGAUGAGGUAGCAGAUUUUAUAAUGAAGGGGAGUAUACCCGAAGCUAUGGGAGUACUUUCCUUUUUCCUGAAGGUCUUGUCCUACAGAUUAGGGACUUUACUGGUUUGUGGGUAUCCUUGCCUCGAAAGUAAGUGGCCUUUCGUUCACAACUUUGCUGAAAUGUCUUUGGAGAAGAGAGAAGAAGCUCUGCAGAGAUGGUCAAAGGAAAAGCGUCUGAUACCUCUAAGACUGUUGUUUUUGGUGGUCAAGAUCUUCUGCUUCUACUGCUUCUUCUCCAGGAUUGUUAAAGAUUCAGAGAACCCGUCAUGGAAAGCGAUAGGAUACAAUGUAAACAAGAGAGAAAAGUUGAUCAAAACUCCCAAGGAGAGACCUCUUGAGAAGGGAAUCGUAGAAACCAUGACUAAAACCGACUCUACUCUCAUUGAAUCCCUCACCAAGAAAGGCAUUGAAGUCACGGACAGCGCAGCUCAUCCAAAGAUCCACAAGAUCAAAUGUGAUGUUGUCGUUGUUGGCUCUGGUUGUGGUGGAGGAGUUGCAGCUGCAGUUCUAGCACAGUCGGGCCAAAAAGUAGUUGUCCUUGAAAAAGGGAACUACUUUGUCCCCAAAGACUAUUCUCUUCUAGAAGGUCCUUCCAUGAAUGAGCUAUAUGAAUCUGGUGGAAUCAUGGCAUCAAAAGAUGGGAAGAUGAUGAUAUUGGCUGGCUCAACAGUUGGGGGAGGCUCUGCUGUGAACUGGUCUGCAUCUAUCAAAACCCCGAAUUCUGUUCUUGAAGAGUGGUCUGUGGAUCAUAAGAUUCCACUUUUCGGUAGCCCUGACUAUCAAUCUGCAAUGGAUGCUGUGUGUAAGAGGAUUGGCGUUGUAGAUAGUUGUACUGAGGAAAACAUGCAGAAUCAGAUUUUAAGAAAAGGGUGUGAGAAACUUGGUUUGAAAGUUGAUUCAGUCCCAAGAAACUCCUCAGCAGAUCACUACUGUGGUUCUUGCAAUUACGGUUGCCCAACUGGAGAUAAACAAGGGACUGAUAGAACUUGGCUAGUUGAUGCUGUCAAAUGUGGUGCUGUGAUUUUAACAGGUUGCAAAGCUGAGAGAUUCAUAAUCGAAAAUGACUAUCAAGGAGGUACAAGCAGGAAAAGAUGCCUUGGAGUGCAAGCAAUAUCUUUGUGCAAGAACAUAACAAAGAAACUUCAAAUUGAGGCCAAGGUGACAAUUUCAGCAUGCGGGUCUCUCUUGACACCUCCUCUAAUGAUCUCCAGUGGACUCAAGAACCCAAACAUUGGCAGAAACCUCCAUCUUCACCCUGUUCUGCUAGCUUGGGGGUACUUCCCCGAACAUUCAUCAGAAUUUAAAGGCAAAACUUUUGAGGGUGGAAUCAUCACUUCACUCCAUAAGGUUGUUUCUGAAGACAACCCAAAUGUCAGAGCCAUUGUAGAAACUCCAGCACUAGGGCCUGCCUCAUUUGCCACUUUAGUCCCAUGGGUUUCGGGACUUGACAUGAAGGACAGAAUGGCCAAGUAUGCAAGAACAGCUCACCUUUUUGCAUUGGUCAGAGAUCAGGGCUCAGGAGAGGUCAGGGCGGAGAACAGGAUCCACUACAGAUUGAACAGAUCAGACAAAGAAAACAUACAAGCUGGGCUUAGGCAGGCUUUGAGAAUAUUGAUUGCUGCAGGGGCUGUUGAAGUGGGUACAUACAGAAAUGAUGGGCAGAGAAUUGUGUGCGAGGGGACUAAGAAGGAGGAUUUGGAAGAGUUCUUGGACAGUGUAAUCGCAGUAGGAGGACCGAGAACAAAAGGCGAGAACUGGACAAUGUAUUCUUCUGCACAUCAGAUGGGGAGUUGUAGAAUGGGUGCUACUGAGAAAGAAGGAGGGGUUGAUGAGAAUGGUGAGAGUUGGGAGGCAAAGGGGUUGUUUGUGUGUGAUGGAAGUGUGCUUCCAACAGCUGUUGGUGUCAAUCCCAUGAUUACUAUCCAAUCCACAGCUUAUUGCCUUUCCAAGAAGAUUGCAAAUUCAUUGAAGAAGGAAAAGUUCAUGGUUGAUUAGUAACUCAAAAGUAUUGUUAUAAGAAAAUAAGUCAUGUAGUAGGAAGGAUGGCAUGACAGAUUGUAUUUGGUUCCAUUUUCAAGUUCAACUUGCAUGUACCCGAUUGUUCAAAUUAGAAAAUGCAAAUGUUGUUCUUGAUUCA
Molecule: messenger RNA, 2539 nt
Organism: Rosa chinensis
Lineage: Eukaryota; Viridiplantae; Streptophyta; Magnoliopsida; Rosales; Rosaceae
Product: long-chain-alcohol oxidase FAO2
Exons: 3
Coding region: 166-2397 (743 amino acids)
Molecular function (GO): long-chain-alcohol oxidase activity; flavin adenine dinucleotide binding
Source: RefSeq, a predicted model, not a curated record